CAGGCACAUUGAAAUUAUACAGAGAAGAAAAACUCAAGAGACUCAAAAGAUGGCUUCCAUGGCGAAAUUUGGUUCGUUUGCUCUGUUCUUCAUCCUUCAAACUGUGUUUUUGUUCAGUCCCACAACCUUAGCUUCAGACCCUUUUGCUUUCUUCAACUUGGAACUCUCUUACAUAUCUGUUUCACCACUCGGGGUUCCUCAGCAAGUAAUUGCUGUGAAUUCAAGUUUUCCAGGCCCUGUUAUCAACGUUACGACCAAUUACAACGUUGUUGUUAAUGUUUGGAACAAAUUAGAUGAGAAUCUGCUGCUUACCUGGAAUGGAAUCCAGAUGCGUCGUUCUUCCUGGCAAGAUGGUGUUCUUGGUACUAACUGCCCGAUUCCUCCAGAUUCGAAUUGGACUUAUCAAUUCCAGGUUAAAGAUCAAAUUGGUAGCUUUUUCUACCACCCAUCUCUCGGGUUACAGAGAGCAUCUGGCGGGUUCGGAUCCUUCAUCAUAACGAAUCGGCCCGUGAUUCCGAUCCCUUUCGCUGCCCCAGAUGGAGAUAUUGUACUUUUGAUUGGUGAUUGGUAUGUUAGAGAUCAUAAGGCUCUCAGGGAGGCUCUCGAUUCAGGGUCCGAACUCGGAGUGCCGGAUGGUGUUCUGAUUAAUGGCAGGGGACCUUAUAGAUACAACAAUACUCUUGUUCCUGAUGGGAUUGUGCACGAGACAGUUAAUGUUGAUCCAGGGAAAACUUACCGAAUUCGUGUUCACAACGUUGGUGUUUCGACUUGCCUGAAUUUCCGAAUUCAGGGGCAUAAUUUGGUUCUUGCUGAAUCUGAAGGUGUUUAUACUCAGCAACAGGGCUAUACCAGUAUGGAUAUCCAUGUUGGGCAAUCUUAUACGUUUUUGGUUACGAUGAAUCAGAAUGCAAGCAAUGAUUAUUACAUCGUCGCCAGCGCCCGUUUCGCCAGUGAAUCUGUUCGCGAUAAGGUCACUGGCGUCGCGAUUUUGCACUAUUCCAACUCGACGGGCUCAGCAACCGGUCCACUUCCGGAUCCUCCAAGUGAAAUCUAUGAUACUUCGUUCGGAUUGAACCAAGCUAUGUCCGUCAGGCAGAAUGUUACCGCUAGCGGAGCACGCCCAAACCCACAGGGCUCAUUUCAUUAUGGCCAGAUCAAUGUCACGGAUACUUAUAUGUUAAAAAUCCAGCCACUGGUCCAAAUUGAUGGAAGACUUCGUUCUACAUUCAAUGGGAUUUCUUAUGCAAAUCCUGAUACUCCAAUUAGACUAGCCGAUAGUUUCAAUCUGUCGGGUAUCUACAAGACUGAUUUUCCCAGUCAGCCUCCUGAUAAUGGUUCAUACAGGUUGGAUAAAUCGAUUAUUGAGGCUAACUACAAAGGAUUUAUCGAGAUAAUCAUGGUGAACGACGAUGCAAUUCCACAUAGCUUUCAUUUGGAUGGAUAUUCCUUCUUUGUAGUUGGGAUGGGUACAGGAAACUGGACAGAAAGCAGCAGAGGAUCAUAUAACCGAUGGGACGCGCUUUCGCGUUCCACCACGCAGGUUUUCCCUGGCGGAUGGACAUCAGUUUUUGUGUCAUUGGACAACGUUGGCGUUUGGAACCUCAGAUCCGAAAACUUGGAUAGAUGGUACCUCGGUGAAGAGACGUACAUGAAGAUUGUCAAUCCGGAAGAUCACAUCAACAAGACAGAAUUGCCUAGGCCUGAAAAUGCUCUCUACUGCGGUGCACUGGCGAAUUUGCGGCGAAAGAAGAAAAAUAAUUCAUCCGCUGUCACAAGCUUUCAUGGAAGCUCAAAGGUGCAAUUGAAGUUGAUGUUGAUGCUUUUUGUUGCUCCAUUUCUGUUUUGGUAAUGUUAUUUUGGUCUAAUUAUACUUGGAGACAAUAUACAUAUACUAGGUUGGAGUUUUGAUAGAUUUCUGUAUUAGGCCAAAUUCAAUUUAAUUU
Messenger RNA from Oldenlandia corymbosa var. corymbosa, 1943 nucleotides. The record is from the annotation of a GenBank genome assembly. Lineage: Eukaryota; Viridiplantae; Streptophyta; Magnoliopsida; Gentianales; Rubiaceae.